CAGUUCGACGACGUGAAGGACGCCGACAUCGUGGCGCUCAUCCGCGGCUGUCCAAACCUCACGGUACUGUACUGUAGCCAUGAUACCGGGGCCGACAUGGAGGAACAGUCGCCUCACGUCGCUGUCGCUCGGGCAGUUCGACGACGUGAAGGACGCCGACAUCGUGGCGCUCAUCCGCGGCUGUCCGAACCUCACGGAGCUGACGGUGACGGGCACGCGGCAGCUGACGCGCCGCCUGCCGGCGCGGGCGGCGGCCGCGCGGCGCGCCGCGGCGCCCGGCCGCGUGCUGCAGCUCGACCUCAGCUUCACCAAUCUCUCGAGCAGCCUUUGUGUGGAAGAUACCGAUGCCGAUGGACCAUAUCCUGAGGUUUUGAGAAAGAAGUAUGAGGGCUUGGAUAUAACAUUUUUCUAAAAUAAGUACAUAUGUUAUUUUAAGCAAAGAAAAUACUUUAUGCCAAUAAAAACUAAUAAUUGUUGAUCUUU
This is a messenger RNA of Cydia fagiglandana, 483 nucleotides long. RefSeq lists its product as uncharacterized. NCBI's taxonomy places the organism in Eukaryota, Metazoa, Arthropoda, Insecta, Lepidoptera, Tortricidae. The coding region runs from base 80 to 412 and encodes 110 amino acids. The record is from RefSeq and is a predicted model, not a curated record. The transcript is spliced from 3 exons.